AUGUCUCCUGGGUGGUCUCUGGCUCCUUUCCAGACGUUUUCCCGUCCCUUCCUUCCCCAGGAAUGCCCUGGACGGGAUCAGCAGCUCUGCCUUGGCUCCCCCCCAGUCCAGAUGUUACUCCUCGGGUGGCAGGAAAGGAUUUAUCUCAGGUUUUGUGGAAAACAUCAAACAGGAAUUAGCCAAAAACAAAGAAAUGAAGGAAAGCAUCAAAAAAUUCCGGGAUGAAGCGAAAAAACUCGAGGAAUCGGACGCGCUCCGGGAAGCCAGGAGGAAAUACAAAACCAUCGAGUCUGAAACAGUGAAGACCUCAGAAGUGAUWAAAAAGAAAUUUGAAGAAAUCACGGGGACGGUGAAAGAGGUAAAAAAGGAAAUCGAUGAGAGCGUUUUGGGCCAAAAAUUCCCUGGGGGCAUCCAGGACAUUUUUUGCUCUCCAAAACCAUCUCAGGAGCAAUUUCCAGAUAUUUACAAAAAACUAACGAGGUUUUUUCCUUUCCAGGGAGUGGAAACGGUGAAGAAGGAACUCGAUGAGAGCGUUUUGGGUCAGACGGGGCCGUACAAGCGGCCGGAGCGGCUGCGGAAACGGACGGAAUAUUCCGGAGAAAGGAGCAAAGAGCAGMGAGUGUUCGAGGCCAACGAGGAAGCCAUGGGCAUGGUGCUGCAUAAAGACUCCAAGUGGUACCAGCAGUGGAAAGAUUUCAAGGACAACAACGUGGUUUUUAACAGGUUUUUUGAGAUGAAGAUGAAAUACGACGAGAGCGACAACGCCUUCAUCCGAGCGUCACGCGCUGUCACCGACCGCGUCACCGACCUCAUCGGGGGACUGUUCUCCAAGACGGAGAUGUCCGAGGUUCUGACCGAGAUCCUCAAGGUGGAUCCAUCCUUUGACAAGGAUCGCUUCCUGAAGCAGUGCGAGCGCGACAUCAUCCCCAACGUCCUCGAGGCUCUGAUCUGCGGGGAGCUYGACAUCCUCAAGGAUUGGUGCUACGAGGCGACCUACAGCCAGCUGGCCCAUCCCAUCCAGCAGGCCAAGGCCCUGGGGCUCCAGUUCCAUUCCAGGAUCCUGGACAUCGACAACAUCGACUUGGCCAUGGGGAAGAUGAUGGAGCAGGGCCCGGUGCUGAUCAUCACCUUCCAGGCCCAGGUGGUGAUGGUGAUCAAAAACCACAAAGGGGACGUGGUGGAGGGGGACCCG
Molecule: messenger RNA, 1192 nt
Organism: Malurus melanocephalus (red-backed fairy wren)
Lineage: Eukaryota; Metazoa; Chordata; Aves; Passeriformes; Maluridae
Gene: TIMM44
Product: translocase of inner mitochondrial membrane 44
Exons: 11
Biological process (GO): protein import into mitochondrial matrix
Cellular component (GO): mitochondrial inner membrane
Molecular function (GO): protein-folding chaperone binding
Source: RefSeq, a predicted model, not a curated record